CAAUUCCUCUUGCAAAAAAAAAAAAAGAAGCAGCCUCUGUAAUUUUUUUUUUUUGCUCUGUCUGCUCGCUUGCUACAGGGAGCACGGAGGAGGUCCACGGGCUGCACACACAAAAAAGAACCGCUCCAAAAUGUGACAGAUCUACGCUUUUUGCAGGCUGGGUUCAUGGCGGAGUGGAAACUGGCGCAAGAGGAGUUAUUGCGGGACUCCUUGGAGCCUCUGGCCGCUGCAAGAUCAAAAUGCUCAUAGUGGAGAAGACCACCGACUUUCCCUCUGCUGAGUUUUCUCUGGUGGAGGAUGUGGCCCUUCACUUCACCUGCUUGAUGGAUCGGCUGAAUGAGCAACGCCUCUUCCAGCCCGACCUGUGCGACGUGGACAUCGUGCUGGUGCGCCACCACAGCACCUUCCCGGCCCACAAGGGCAUUCUGGCCGCCUACAGCCCCUUCUUCCACUCGCUGUUCGCCCGAAGCAAGCAGCUACGGCGCGUGGACCUCUCGCUGGACGCGCUGACGUCUCAGGGCCUGCAGCAGGUUCUCAACUUCAUCUACACGUCCAAGCUUUUGGUGAGCAGCCGGACGGUCGGCGACGUGCUCAACGCCGCCACCUUGCUGCAGAUGAGCGACAUCGCCGCCUCCUGCCGCCAACUCAUCGGCAGCCGCUCGCUGCGGAGCGCCGACAUGGACGAUCAGGACGAAUACGGUACUGCAUUCGGGCAGCUUUAUCGGGACAUCAAACAAGAACGUGGUGGCGACGAAGAGUCCAAGAUAUUGGAUCCUCACGCAACCUUCAACAAAGAUCAAAUCAUCGUGGAAGUCAAUCUCAACAACCAGACGCUCAAUGUUUCCAAGGGCACUGAAGGCGACAACGAGGCCAAAGUGUUCUGCGAUUGCAAUGGGAGGGACUCUGAGGAUGACCUGAAGAAAGAAACAGACAAGUUAGGGCAGACGACUGAAGAAGAUGAGGACGAGCAGGACGUUGACGUUCCAGCCGUGGAAGCUGAGUCAGGUGGUUCCCGCAGGGAGCUGGCCGUGGCAGUGACACUGGCUCACCGGCAUGACACAGAGAGCGCCGGCCCCAAGGCAAAACUGGAGGAGAGGCAGCAGUUCUCUUGUAAGAAAUGUCCACGUGUCUUCAACAAUCGCUGGUACUUGGAGAAACACACCAGCGCCACGCACAGCCGCGCACACGCCUGCGUCAGCUGCGGCAAGAGAUUCCUCCUAGAAAGCGAGAUGCUGCUGCAUCAACAGACCGACUGCGAGAAGAGUAUCCAGUGCGUGGCUUGCGGCAAGGCCUUCAAGAAACUGUGGUCGUUGCACGAGCAUAACAAGGUGGUCCACGGCUACGCCGAGAAGAAGUUCUCCUGCGAGAUCUGCGAGAAGAAGUUCUACACCAUGGCGCACGUCCGCAAGCACAUGGUCGCUCAUACGAAGGACAUGCCGUUCACCUGCGAGACAUGCGGGAAGUCGUUCAAGCGCAGCAUGUCCCUGAAGGUGCACUCGUUGCAGCAUUCUGGAGAGAAGCCCUUCAAGUGCGAGAACUGCAGCGACCGCUUCCAGUACAAAUACCAGCUGCGCUCGCAUAUGAGCAUCCACAUCGGACAUAAGCAGUUCAUGUGCCAGUGGUGUGGGAAGGACUUUAACAUGAAGCAGUACUUUGAUGAACACAUGAAAACCCACACUGGAGAGAAGCCGUACAUUUGCGAGAUUUGCGGGAAGAGCUUCACGAGCCGGCCCAAUAUGAAGCGCCACCGCCGCACGCACACGGGCGAGAAGCCUUACCCGUGCGAGGUAUGCGGCCAGCGUUUCCGAUUCUCCAACAUGCUCAAGGCGCACCGGGAGAAGUGCUUCCGGGUCAGCCAGCCGCUUGAGCAGCCGCCGACCAGCGCCGCGCAGCCUCCCUUGGUUCAUCCCAAGGGGGCGCUAUCUCUUCCCACGCGUCUACCCCCUCUUCCACCAUCUGCCCUCUUCUCUGGCGGUAGGAUGAACGUCUGAAGUAUUGAAAGGUCACUUUUUGAUUUUUGUUUUGGAGCUUUUUGCGCUUCAGUAACACUGCCACUUGGCAAAACUAAAGUAGUCCAAGUUCUUUUUUACAACUACAUUUGGAAAGCUGGUUUCGUUCGGGGACCAGCGACGCUUCUCUUCCCGGAGCCUUGCACAAAACGCAGCGAUUGUAGCAUCUCUCGCAAGAAAAGUUGGAUUUUUCAAACUCCGCCCACAUGUAGCGGCAGCAAGUAGUUUUCUGGUGCGACGCAGCAAUAAUAAUCAAAAGCUGACGUGUGUUGGAGAAUAUAUACUAUUCACAUUUGGGAUAUUGGACUUCUGUGUGGAAUUUCAGUAGGAACCUAAAAUGCACACAGUGUACAGUAAAUCAUUUUUUUACACAUUUGCCACAGAAAGUCCAAUAUCUCAAAAUGUUUUGGGAGAAUUGUGUGCGUGUGUCUACACACAUGAACCAAAUGAAAUCUUCUUCGCUUACAUCACAUCAUAGUGUUUGUAAUCUGCCUCACACUUUACAUUUAAUGAUGUAACGGAAUUGUACUCUUCUAACUUUUUCCAUUUUUAGAACUGUCCACGCGUGUAAGCACGCAAUUUAUCGUGGUAAAGGAAGUAUACUUGCUAGAUUUUGUUGAUGGAUGAAAGCAGGGCGGGCAAAGUUGACCCACAUACGGCCAGGUCCAUAUUUUAAUCCUGUUCAUCAAGCAUUGACAUUAUUAUUAGUCCUGUUUUUGCUGGCAAUUAUGAUGUAUUUUUUUAAUAUAAUUUCAGUUUUGAUUUAUUACAAAUGAUCAAAUAGGAACAAUACACUAUUAGAAUUUUAUUGUUUUAUUUCAUGAUUUGCUGCUUUUGUACUCAAGGGUCCACUGUGAUAUCGUUCCUCCAAAUCAAAGUUGACAGCUACUGAAUCCGUCCUAAUUAUACCUGCAUAUGUAGGACAAAAUAUUGAUAUCAUGAUGUUGUAUCAUCUCUUAAAAUACAUUAGCAAUAUAACUCUCUUUAUUUUUAGGUAUUUUUUUUUUAAACUGAUUCUUUUUUUAAGUGACAUAAAACAAGGUCCGACCCCUUUUGGUGUUAUACGUAUGAUGUGUGAAAUUUAGAGAUGAAUGAAUGAUAAUGGCAAGCACUUUAUUGUCCAAUUUGGUGAAUUUUGUUUGAUUUGGACAUGGUUAGAAAUGUGUAUAUUCCUCCCUAGAGAAUAUAAACAAAAUGAUCUUUUUUUUUUUUUUUUUAAUGAAGACCAGAAAGAGUCUAAAUGAUUAACAUGUUUUAUGCUGUCAUACCAUAUUUCCUUUAAUUGUGGCCUUCACUCAAAUUGAUGCAUCAUCUCAGUUAAUUGCCCUUUUCAGCCCCAGCGAAGAUUAUUUCUCUGUGGAAUCCCUUUUUUAACAUACAGUACUUGGUAAAAACAAAAUUUAAUAGACUUUUGUAAUCAUAAUAUUUCUAAGAAUAUUUUAUAUUAUAAUCAAGCAUAAAAAAAAUGUUGUGCUUUAAAAAUACUUUUUUUUUUUUAAAUAAAAAAAUUCAAAGGCCCAUUCCCUAAUGAACACCUAACCCCUUAAUAAACACUUGGUACUUUGUGUGGCCAUUACAGAAGGAAAUACGGUAAAUGAAGAUUAAACAGAAAGUUAUUUCUGUUGGUUUUAAUUUUCUUUUUUGUUUUUUUUCCAAUAUACCAAAUUUAGCUUAAUCAUCAUAAAAUGUCUUGAUUGUAUGACAUGACAUAGACUUUAAUGUAUAUACGGCUGCUUUUAAAGCAAGUGUAACCUGUCCUGACAUCAUGUACAGUCCAGUAUAUACGACCAUAUCUAUUUUUUUUAGGUGUCAGAUGUUAAUGUGAUGUUAUCACGCUAAGUGGCAGUAAAAAAGGAGAAGGAACUUUUUUUGCACAGCCUUGUGGAGGACUCAAACUGGAUUCCUGACAGGUAUGCUUUUAUGUCUUUCGAUUAAGCACCAUUCUCCUUCAGCCAAAAAGUUUAAGAGGGACUUGCCCUUGUUCUUAAAUGAAGGCUGUCUCAAAGGAGAUUUUCUACCAGCCCUUGCUUAUUUUGCACACGAGGGCUUACUGAGCACUUUAAAUAAUCUUAAUAUUCAUGUUAACUUUCCCAAAGCUUAAAGGAGACAUAUUAUGAUUUUAUUUUAUUUUUUCCACACAAUUUUUAUAAAGGUCUCUAAUUUUCCAUUGUCAAAGGCUAAAGAGGAUUUAACAUGGACCAAGGGCAUUGCAACCAGGCCAGCUGCUAUUUUUCCUAAAAAAAAAAAAAAAGAAAAUGUCCAGAAAACAAGCCUUCCAAAAUAAAAAUAAAAAGUGGAUUGUAUUUUCAUUUGUGGAGGCAGCACUUAAUCAGCAAGCCACUGAAUGACUGUACAGGGACGCUAGCUUUAUGACGGAGUUCCAUCCCUGCAAAACUAAAGUCGCAAUGUUCCACUUGAUGUAUUGGCCGGCACUCCCAAGUCAAUUUUUCAUGUUACGUCUCCUUUAAGCACACAUUGAGUAUAUCCCUCGACCGCCAUGUGCACUGUUAUUUGCUGACUUUCUAUCUUGUAGCGCAAGGGGUGGGGAACCUACAGCCCACAAUGCAAAUGUGACAAAAAAAAAUCCAUCUGUAUCAAAAACCUCCAAAGGUAAUUAACUUUUUUUCUCCGCCAUACAUUGGACUUAAUGGCUCCCCACCUCUGCUGUACACACUAGAGUAUGUCAUAGGGUGUACAGAGACCUAAUAUAAAAAAUAAAAAAAACUACUAAAAGAGAAGAACAGUGUCUAGAGGUGCUAAUAACAAUAGACUGUAUAUUCUGUACGUUUAUGGUAUUAUUGACUCGCGUGUGUGUACUGUUUGUAAAACAAAAGCCAGGCGGCGUCACACCAUUUCAACAUUAAAGUGUAUCAAGAUA
This is a messenger RNA of Syngnathus acus (greater pipefish), 4887 nucleotides long. RefSeq names its product zinc finger and BTB domain containing 47b (gene zbtb47b). Gene Ontology annotation, molecular function: RNA polymerase II cis-regulatory region sequence-specific DNA binding; protein binding; DNA-binding transcription factor activity, RNA polymerase II-specific. Lineage: Eukaryota; Metazoa; Chordata; Actinopteri; Syngnathiformes; Syngnathidae. Gene Ontology annotation, biological process: regulation of transcription by RNA polymerase II. Bases 240 to 1991 code for a protein of 583 amino acids. Gene Ontology annotation, cellular component: nucleus. The record is from RefSeq and is a predicted model, not a curated record. The transcript is spliced from 6 exons.